Messenger RNA from Ochotona princeps (American pika), 2375 nucleotides. It is a transcript of the gene SHC1, whose product is annotated as SHC adaptor protein 1. Gene Ontology annotation, cellular component: plasma membrane. The record is from RefSeq and is a predicted model, not a curated record. Gene Ontology annotation, molecular function: receptor tyrosine kinase binding. Gene Ontology annotation, biological process: cell surface receptor protein tyrosine kinase signaling pathway; intracellular signal transduction. Bases 344 to 2098 code for a protein of 584 amino acids. Lineage: Eukaryota; Metazoa; Chordata; Mammalia; Lagomorpha; Ochotonidae. The transcript is spliced from 12 exons.
CUCAGCCCCUCGGAGCCUAUGAGUCAGCACUGCUCUCAGGAUUGGUCUGUCCCUCAGCUCCACGCCCUUGGGGAGGAGCCAGGCAGCUCUGGGUCCAGCCAGGUCCCUUCUCUGCCAGAGAAGAGGCUCAACGCUGGGCUGGGCGGGGAUGGGGCCCGAAACUGUCCAGGGCUGAGCCGGGGGAGCAGAAGCCACUUGUCCCUCUCCCUCCCCAAGACCCCCUGCCGCUCCUGGGCCACCGGGGUCCCUCGGGCUAAAGGCCUGGGGAUGCCCCCUGCCUGGCCCCCUUGCCACAGCUGGCAGGGGGGCCGGGCCGGGCAGCAGCCCUGCUCUUAUCCCAGCCAUGGAUCUCUUGCCCCCCAAGCCCAAGUACAACCCACUUCGGAAUGAGUCUGUGUCCUCGCUUGAAGAGGGGGCUUCAGGGUCGACGCCUCCGGAGGAGCUGCCAUCCCCCUCUGCCUCCUCCCUGGGGCCCAUCUUGCCUCCCCUGCCCGGUGACGACAGCCCCACCACCCUGUGCUCCUUCUUCCCUCGGAUGAGCACCCUGAAGCUGGCCAACCCAGUUGGGGGACGCCCGGGAUCCAAAGGGGAGCCAGGCAGGGCGGCAGCUGAGGACAGGGAGGGGUUUGCAGGGGCAGCCAUGCCGGACUCAGGCCCCCUGCCCCUCCUCCAGGACAUGAACAAGCUGAGUGGAGGCGGCGGGCGCAGAACUCGGGUGGAAGGGGGCCAGCUGGGGGGCGAGGAGUGGACCCGCCACGGGAGCUUUGUCAAUAAGCCCACGCGGGGCUGGCUGCAUCCCAACGACAAAGUCAUGGGACCUGGGGUUUCCUACUUGGUUCGGUACAUGGGUUGUGUGGAGGUCCUGCAGUCCAUGCGCGCUCUGGACUUCAACACCCGGACCCAGGUCACCAGGGAAGCCAUCAGUCUGGUGUGUGAGGCUGUGCCAGGUGCUAAGGGAGCCACCCGGAGGAGAAAGCCCUGUGGCCGCCCACUCAGUUCCAUCCUGGGCAGGAGUAACCUGAAAUUUGCCGGAAUGCCAAUCACCCUCACUGUCUCUACCAGCAGCCUCAACCUCAUGGCCGCCGACUGCAAACAGAUCAUUGCCAACCACCACAUGCAAUCUAUCUCAUUUGCGUCCGGCGGGGAUCCGGACACAGCUGAGUAUGUCGCCUAUGUUGCCAAAGACCCUGUGAAUCAGAGAGCCUGUCACAUCCUGGAGUGUCCUGAAGGGCUUGCCCAGGAUGUCAUCAGCACUAUUGGCCAGGCCUUCGAGUUACGCUUCAAACAAUACCUCAGGAAUCCACCCAAGCUGGUCACCCCCCACGACAGAAUGGCUGGCUUUGAUGGAUCGGCUUGGGAUGAAGAGGAGGAAGAGCUCCCUGACCAUCAGUACUAUAAUGAUUUCCCGGGCAAAGAACCCCCUCUUGGGGGGGUGGUAGACAUGAGGCUUCGAGACGGAGCCGUCUCCGGGGCUGCCCGACCCCCCCCACCCAAUGCCCAGACCCCCAGCCACUUGGGAGCCACUCUGCCCGUAGGGCAGCCUGUCGGAGGAGAGCCGGAAGGCCGCAAACAGAUGCCGCCUCAACCACCCUGCCCAGGUAGAGAGCUCUUUGAUGAUCCCUCCUAUGUCAACGUCCAGAACCUAGACAAGGCCCGGCAAGCAGCAGGAGGGGCUGUGCCCCCCAACACCACCACCAAUGGCAGUGCACCCCGAGACCUCUUUGACAUGAAGCCCUUUGAAGAUGCACUUCGGGUACCUCCGCCUCCCCAGUCGCUGUCCAUGGCUGAGCAGCUGCAACGAGAGCCCUGGUUCCAUGGCAAGCUGAGCCGGCGGGAGGCCGAGGCGCUGCUACAGCUCAACGGGGACUUCCUGGUGCGGGAGAGCACCACCACUCCUGGCCAGUAUGUGCUCACUGGCCUACAGAGUGGGCAGCCCAAGCACCUGCUGCUGGUGGACCCUGAGGGUGUGGUUCGGACGAAGGACCACCGCUUUGAGAGCGUCAGUCACCUCAUCAGCUACCACAUGGACAAUCACUUGCCCAUCAUCUCUGCGGGCAGCGAACUGUGUCUCCAGCAGCCAGUGGAGCGGAAACCAUGACCUGGCACCCCACCCCACCCCGGGGGCUGUCUUGCAAAAGAUGCCCUCUGGCUCCUCCCGCCCUAGUCCCUCACUCUCAGGACCUGGAGUGGAAGCUGCGAGUUAUGUGGACCCUGGGGUUAGCGUUCAGCUGAGAGUGGGCAGGAGGAUUUGAGUCAGGAGCCUGGGGUAGAAUCCUGCUUCUCCCCAAACCUCACCAAAGUAUUAAUGUGCAGAGUGGCCCCCCUACCUGGGCCUUGCCUGUGCCAACCUGAUGCCCCCUGCCAUCAAUAAGAUA